CUUCAAACUUUAAUGUACUUCAAAUUAAUUUCUUACAUUCAUCCAAUUUUCACUAUCAAUAAAGAUAAUGAAAACUUAUGCUAAAACUAUUCACGCAUAAGCAUAAUUAGCAAUUUUGCUACCGUCAUUUUUAUUGCGCAAUAUAUGCCUAAUGACACGAGAUGAAGUACUGAAAUUAUAACAAUCGGCAACUCGAACAUGAAUGGUAGCAUAAGCUCGACACACGAUUGGUUCCCCGGAUGACCUGAGAUGACCCAGUGUCACGUGGCUCGGACUUUGCUUGCUGAACUGGUAAAGCGAAGAGGGUCAGUUGAAGCCCAGCUCGUGUGGUGAUUAGUCAGUCUAAAGAGCAAGAUCGAGACAGCUCGCACGCUUGAGUCUUCGGUACUUGCUCGUAACGCGAAACAACGAGUCACUCCGGGCCUCGCUGCCGCUGUCCGCCGGAGCGAAGAGUUAAGUGGAGCAAACGAAGGGAUUACGCUCAUUUCAUCGCGAUCAAGAGGAUCAACGCCAAGUGUGGUCAUUGUGUGUGUGAAAGGUCAAGGUGCGUGACGGUCAGCGAGGGACAACACCCUCGCCUCGGGAUGACACAACGUGACACUCGCGAGUGACACAUCUGGUCCCACGAGAUCAUCGUGCAGAAGCCAAGCCCGCGAGCGAGCGUAGUUGUGCACAUCCUGCCUGUGUGCACGCAUUGAAAUCAGUGUACAUAUACGUGUAACUCCGGUGUGUACAUUAGUUCGUCCCUCGAGCGUGUGCUGUGACCAGUGGUGUGUGACGGUUGUCUGUGACGGUGUGUGACGCCUCCCACCCACGCGCGGACUCUCAUCACACUGUCGGGACAGCCCUCGGACAGGACGCACGGGACCUCUGCCUGCCUGCCUGGCCGCUCCUGCCGGGUCACCGUGACAACCCUUCGCUGUAGCUUCGGUUCUCUUCAAGGGUGCACGCUCCCCCACCGUUGCCAGAAGAAUUUCUUAAUAUUUCGUGAUGUUGGUGGAAUCAAGUGUGGAUACCCCGGCGAUGUCUCCCGAAGGCUGCACUUCCCCGCAGCCAAGUGACGGCGAGGAGGGCAAGGGCCGAGUGUUCGCCUGCACAAUGUGUUCAUACCGCACAGACCGCAAGAACAACCUCAAGAGACACACGCUGACGAUGCACGAACUUUCCCCGGCCCUUCUGGAGUGUUGUGGCCUGCGCUUCCUCAACAAGGCCGAGCUGAGGAUGCACACACACAAGUUCCACCGCGAUGGGUACCACUGCGACGUGUGCGGCCGCGUCUUCUGCCGGAAGGCACUCUUGAAGCGCCAUUACUCCGUCCACUCUGGCUUCAAGGAGUUCUCGUGCCACUUCUGCGGUUACGAGACGAGCCACAAGAGCAACCUGGAGCGCCACAUGCGCGUGCAUCGUAAGGAUGGGGCGCCUUUGCCUCAGCAUCUCCUCGAGGGAGGCUUCCUGCCAGAACUGUCUCAGCCUAGUGCCACUUUCUCGCCCGCGAUGAGUUUCCGCAGCGGCCUCCUGCCCGCUCAACCACGCCCGGUCCUGCCCCUGUUUUCUGAUCACCAUCCUCACCUCUACUCCACUCCCGGGGUGCCCACGCCUGCAUGGCCUGCCUGGCCUGUGCUCACCCCACACACACCGCCCGCUCCCUCCGCCCCCGCUCUACCGCAGCACUUCCUGCAGAAGGCCCAGCAGGUCACAAGCCACCCGGAGGGUCAGACGGCGGACUUCCUCCCCGAAGUCGUCACCCCAAAGAAGCAGGGGCCGCGACGUGGCUUCAGCGUGUCCGCUUUGCUGGGCGACGACGUAAAGGAAGAGAACGACAGGGUUGAACUGAAGCCUCCCAUCAGCUCCACGCCCCUGCCGACGCCCAUCCAGACCAGCCCGAGCAGCCUUCACGGUGAGUUAUUUGUCCUAGAUUCCCUUUUCAUCUCUUUUCGAUUGUAUAUCAAACGGUGAUUACAUUUUAGAUCAGAUACAAGAAAUACCCUUAAGUGAUUUUUUAUUUAAUUCUCAUUUUUCUAUCCAACAGGUCUGUUCCGCCUGCCAGUGUCUUCGCCCCAGUCAUUGUCUCCAGACGCCUCCCGAGUGUGUGGUUCUUUCACUAGCA
Messenger RNA from Penaeus chinensis, 2107 nucleotides. Its product is annotated as zinc finger protein 467-like. NCBI's taxonomy places the organism in Eukaryota, Metazoa, Arthropoda, Malacostraca, Decapoda, Penaeidae. The record is from RefSeq and is a predicted model, not a curated record. The coding region runs from base 991 to 1956 and encodes 321 amino acids. Gene Ontology annotation, biological process: regulation of transcription by RNA polymerase II. Gene Ontology annotation, molecular function: DNA-binding transcription factor activity; RNA polymerase II cis-regulatory region sequence-specific DNA binding. The transcript has a single exon.